GACAUACAAGCACAAAAGUCUUUCCAUCUGAACACACUGGUCGGGAGAGCAUGCAAAGAGCAACGUGCCUGAGUGAGAUAGAGAAGACUUACACAUUUCUCUGUAUGCUCUUUUUGCUUUUUUCAUAUAUGCUUGCCAACCCAACUUCCUGAUUCUCCUAGACUAGAAACAAAUCAUUGAAGUUUGAAGGAAUCGAAGAGGUUAUAUAUAUAGGAAGCAAAGCUUAGAAGAGCAACUAGUAGCUAGUUCCUGAAAGUAAUAAGAUAUUUUGAUGCCCGAAAUACUAAUGAUUCAGGGCUUGAAAGUGAGAAGCCAUGAGAAAAACAGUGCACACAGAGAUGUAGCCAUUAGCCAACCUUUUUGACAAUGAUUUAGGUUCUCUUUUCUUUUCCUAUGCUUUCUUUCACUAUUAUCCUCUUGCCAUUUCUUUCUACAAAAGUCAAGUUCUCAUCAUUCAAUCAAGUGUACCGCAUCUGAAGAAUAAGCAGAAUACAACACAACAAUCCAUCAUUUCGAUCCGCACAACCAGCUCACGGUUUCAAUCUCCACAAUCACCAUCCACCCAACUCAACUCUUGAGAGUUGCCAUAUAUAUAGCAAAGUGGGAAGAAAGCAAGGUAGGUAGCCAUGGAGCAGUCAGAAAAAUCGCUCACGAAAAUAUCACCACUAAGAUCAUCAUUUCCGAGAGAUCCACGUGGCUCACUCGAAGUGUUCAACCCAAACACUUCAGCUUUAGCUUCAACUUCAACCAACGCCCGCGUGCGUUCACAGCCUCUUUGGAAAUCGUGGACGGAGUCGGAAGAACCGCGCAAUGAAAUCGCUGCCACGUCGUGGAUGGCCAUCAAUCCGGCGGCCGGAGAAAGCGGCGAGGCGGCGCAGAGGGCGGCGGAGUGGGGGUUGGUGCUCCGGACCGACACCGAGACCGGCAAGCCGCAGGGGGUGGCGGUGAGGAACUCCGGCGGCGAGGAACCUAACGCCGCGAAACUCGCCGCCGCUGCUUCGUCAUCCAGGAAGAACUCUCAGAACUCCGCCAGAACUUCCGGCGACUCUUCGGACGGCGGCGGCGGAGGCGGAGGGAUUCCGAGAAUUUCGGAGGAUGUGAUGGGAGCUUUGUCGGCUUUUCAACAGACUUUCGUGGUUUCGGAUGCUACCAAAGCCGAUUACCCGAUCCUGUAUGCGAGUGCUGGGUUCUUUAAAAUGACGGGUUAUACGUCCAAGGAAGUUAUUGGGAGAAAUUGUCGUUUUUUACAGGGUGCGGACACGGAUCCCGAAGACGUGGCAAAGAUAAGGGAAGCAUUGCAAGCUGGGAAAAUUUACUGCGGAAGGCUAUUAAAUUACAAGAAGGAUGGGACACCUUUCUGGAACCUUCUCACUAUUUCACCCAUCAAGGAUGAAGAUGGCAAAGUUCUCAAAUUUAUUGGAAUGCAAGUGGAGGUUAGCAAGCACACGGAGGGGUCCAAGGAGAAGACGCUACGUCCAAAUGGAUUGCCCGAAUCCUUGAUUCGAUAUGAUGCACGGCAGAAAGAGAAGGCUACAAGUUCAGUAACUGAGUUGCUGCAGGCCAUGAAGCGCCCCCGAGCAUUAAGUGAAUCCGCAAGCCGUCCCUCCAUCAGAAAAUCAGGAUCUAGAUCUUCAGACGAAGAAAAAUUAGAACAAGAACAAGAAGAUGACAAAGAGAAAGCACAAAAAACAUUAAGAAGAAUAUCUGAGAGUGGAGCUUCAUUUGGACGCAAGUCCGAAGGAUCAGGAAAUAGAAUUUCAAUGGAAAGAAUCAGUGAACUGCCCGAAAAUAAACACAGAAACUCUCAACGACGUUCUUUCAUGGGGUUCAGGAGGAAAAGUCAGUCCAAUGAUGAAAGCAUGGAUAGUGAAGUCAUUGAGGACGAGAGCUCUGAGAGUGAGGAUGAUGAGAGGCCUAAUAGUUUUGAAUUAGAUGACAAAGAAAAGCAGAGGGAAAAGCGAAAAGGUCUUGAUCUUGCUACCACGCUUGAACGUAUUGAGAAAAACUUCGUCAUUACUGAUCCAAGGCUUCCAGACAAUCCUAUAAUCUUUGCAUCGGAUAGCUUCUUAGAGCUUACAGAAUAUAGUCGUGAAGAAAUCUUGGGAAGGAAUUGCAGGUUUCUGCAAGGACCUGAAACUGAUCCAGCAACUGUGAACAAAAUUAGAGAGGCAAUUGACAACCAAACAGAAGUUACCGUGCAACUAAUCAAUUAUACAAAGAGUGGAAAGAAGUUCUGGAACCUGUUUCAUUUGCAACCUAUGCGUGAUCAGAAGGGAGAAGUGCAGUAUUUUAUUGGUGUUCAACUUGAUGGUAGUCAACAUGUAGAGCCUCUUCACAACUGCAUCGCAGAAGAUACUGCAAAGGAGGGAGAACAAUUGGUAAAACAAACUGCAGAAAAUGUCGAUGAGGCAGUGAGAGAUCUUCCGGAUGCUAAUAAGAAACCAGAUGAUUUAUGGACAAAUCAUUCAAAAACAGUUCACCCGAAACCUCAUAGGAAGGAUGACCCUGCAUGGAAAGCUAUCCAGAAGGUCCUAGAAAGUGGAGAACAGAUAGGCUUAAAGCAUUUCAGGCCAAUUAAACCAUUGGGGUCAGGAGAUACUGGCAGUGUGCAUCUGGUGGAGCUACGUGGAACUGGUCAAUAUUUUGCGAUGAAAGCUAUGGAUAAGGGUGUUAUGCUCAAUCGUAAUAAGGUGCAUAGAGCUUGCGCAGAGAGAGAAAUUCUUGACAAGUUGGACCACCCUUUUCUACCUGCAUUAUAUGCUUCCUUCCAGACCAAAACACACGUUUGUUUGAUUACUGAUUAUUGUCCUGGGGGAGAACUAUUCCUGCUUCUUGAUCGGCAGCCAACUAAGGUUCUCAAGGAAGAUGCCGUGAGAUUUUAUGCAGCAGAGGUAGUGAUCGCAUUGGAGUACCUUCAUUGCCAAGGAAUAAUAUAUCGAGAUUUGAAGCCAGAAAAUGUGUUACUCCAGAGCAAUGGGCAUGUGUCCCUAACAGAUUUUGAUUUGUCAUGUUUAACAUCUAGCAAGCCACAGCUUAUAAUUCCAGCUACCAAUUCAAAGAAGAAGAAAAAGAAGAAACAGAAAAGUCAAGAGGUUCCAAUGUUUAUGGCAGAACCAAUGAGAGCAUCAAAUUCUUUUGUUGGCACGGAAGAGUACAUUGCUCCGGAAAUUAUAACUGGUUCAGGUCACACAAGUGCUGUGGAUUGGUGGGCUCUAGGUAUUCUAAUAUAUGAAAUGCUUUAUGGGUAUACGCCAUUCCGGGGGAAAACAAGACAAAAAACAUUUGCAAAUAUUCUUCACAAGGACCUUAAAUUUCCCAAAAGUAAACCGGUAAGUCUCCAGGGAAAGCAGCUAAUUUACUGGUUGUUGCAGAGAGAUCCUAAAGACAGAUUGGGUUCACGUGAAGGAGCAAAUGAAAUUAAACGUCAUCCUUUCUUCCGGGGUGUCAAUUGGGCACUAGUUCGUUGCAUGAAACCUCCUGAGCUUGAUGCUCCUCUCUUACCGGAAACUGAAGAAGAAAAAGAAGCCAAAGAUAUACAUCCUGGGCUAGAGGAUCUGCAGACAAAUAUUUUCUAAAAUAUCGAGAAACACAUGAUGAAUUCUUUGCGAUUUUGAACAAUUAAUGGAAUUUUAAUCCCUUGCUUCAGCGGUGCAAAGUUUGAUCAUGUUCAUUGUAAUUUAUGAAUGGAAGACCUACUAUAUUUUUCUAGAUUUGAUGCUACUUAAGCUGCCUGGCCUUCCAAUGGGGUAUUAGGGAUUGGGACCAUCAAGGCAAUUAGUCUAGUGUGGAAAUUUGUGUAUAUUUUUAGAAUAAUGUUGAGUCAUUUAAGACAUGCCUUGUAACAUCAAAAUUAAAUCUGUAUUGUUAAACCAUUUUUUGGAAAAUAAAAUACUUUUAGUGUGACUCAUA
This is a messenger RNA of Glycine soja, 3909 nucleotides long. RefSeq names its product phototropin-1-like. Gene Ontology annotation, biological process: protein phosphorylation. The coding region runs from base 627 to 3575 and encodes 982 amino acids. Gene Ontology annotation, cellular component: plasma membrane; nucleus; cytoplasm. Lineage: Eukaryota; Viridiplantae; Streptophyta; Magnoliopsida; Fabales; Fabaceae. The record is from RefSeq and is a predicted model, not a curated record. Gene Ontology annotation, molecular function: protein serine/threonine kinase activity; ATP binding. The transcript is spliced from 23 exons.